AAAGACAUGGAACACCACCAGAAACAGUUAACCACCGAGCUGAAGUCCAUCCGGUCAGCCACUAAAUCAAUGAUUCUGGUAAGUAACUUCGGUCGCAUUUCUGUUUUUCUACUCAACUUUUUCUUCGGCUAAAUUGAGGUUGUUGCUUUGUCAGGCCAUCCAGAAAAACCAAAUUACCCACAGGAAAGUAUUGGAGCUGAGGAAAGUGACUAGGCAAGCAGCGGCCGAGGCAGAGGCGAAAUCGGCCGAACUAGAAGAAGCCAGAAAGGAACUGGCCGAACUUCGAGGUGAGGUCGGCCGACUGACCAGAAUGGUUAGUUCGGCCGAAGCUGAAAAACAAAAGACUGCCAUAGUUCUGAAGGACAAGUACUUGCGCGAGUUGUUAAAACUUGAGAGAAAGAAGGAUGCCGAAAUAAAGGAGAAGGUAAAAGAGGCUGACAAGCAGGGCUUCAAGAGGGCAGAGGAUGCUUACGCCCUACAAUGCAAUGCUGCCAAGGAUCUUUUCUUUAAGUGCGGCUGGAGGGGAGCCGUUGAGAAGCUCGGUCAUGAUCCUCAGACCGAGGUUUUCAACCCUCCAGCCUACUUCAUACCGAACUCCCU
This is a messenger RNA of Camellia sinensis, 600 nucleotides long. NCBI's taxonomy places the organism in Eukaryota, Viridiplantae, Streptophyta, Magnoliopsida, Ericales, Theaceae. The record is from RefSeq and is a predicted model, not a curated record.